AUGGUCGAGUUUAAGAAUAAAUUUUUUGAGGCAGCACAUGCUGCCCGUAAGGGCAAAGCUAUUGCUGGAAUGUCUGCACCUCCACCUAAGCGUGCCCAUCAUGCUGAGGAAAUCAUCAUGCUUUCUCCUCCUCCUCCCCCUCCUACAACUAAAGAAUUGGCUCCCAUUCUGCCCGAGUCUUCUACAAGGGAUACUCCUCCUACAGCCCCUACUCAAACUGAUGCUCCACAACCAGAAGUUGAUGUUGGAGCCACAUGGCCUAAGGGUAUCCAGCACCUAGCAUUGGCUCUGACACGUUCUAUUUCUCUUCUCGAGGAGCCCCGCCUGUCUACUCUAAUUGCCAAGAGAGCUCUAAGGCCUGGGGAUUGCCACCCAUUACAUGAGGUCGAGACUGAUGACCUUUAUGAUAAUAUUAUGCACUCCGCCAUGAAGAGUGCUCUCUGUGCCUACAUAGCUAAAGAGCGUAACAAGACUUUGAGCUUACCUCCAAGCCUGUUUCAGCUUCAGAACCUGACAAAGCUUCUCUUAAUUGCUAACGACAUUUUCGGUUCGAUUCCUCCUGAGGUGGGAAACUGUGUCUCUCUUAUUCGUCUUCGGCUUGUUAAUAACAGAAUCAGUGGAGAAAUUCCAAAAGAAAUCGGGCUCCUGAAAAACCUCAGUUUCCUCGACUUGUCUGAAAACCAUAUUGGUGGAACGCUGCCAGCAGAAAUUGGCAAUUGCAAUGAGCUGCAGAUGCUGAACUUAAGCAACAAUACCCUUCGAGGCACUCUGCCUAGCUCUUUAUCUUCUUUGACAAGGCUUGAGGUAUUGGAUCUUUCUAUAAAUCAAUUUGUGGGUGAAAUUUCAAGUGGUUUUGGCAAACUUAGUUCACUCAAUAGACUCAUCCUCAACAAGAACUCUCUGUUUAGAGCAAUCCCUUCCUCUCUUGGCCAUUGUUUGAGCUUCAACUUCUUGAUCUUAGUAGCAAUGCACUAUCUGGCAUGA
Manihot esculenta (cassava) is the source of this 984-nucleotide messenger RNA. Its product is annotated as MDIS1-interacting receptor like kinase 2-like. NCBI's taxonomy places the organism in Eukaryota, Viridiplantae, Streptophyta, Magnoliopsida, Malpighiales, Euphorbiaceae. Bases 1 to 984 code for a protein of 327 amino acids. Gene Ontology annotation, molecular function: protein binding. The record is from RefSeq and is a predicted model, not a curated record. The transcript has 2 exons.